AUGCAGGUGUCGAUUGAAGCGUUCCUUGGCUCGCGCGCUGACGCUCGCGGCGCUGAAGACGUGCGCUUCAAGGUCCCGUUCCUGCCUCUGACGGCGCCGGAGGUAUCGACGCCCGUGACGUUUCGUGCCGAGAUGCCGCUGUACGAGCACCAGCGACGGUCGCUCUACCGCAUGCAGCAGAUUGAAGGACGCGACGAGAGCGUGGCCAAGUUUAACUUUGGGAUGCUCGACUAUUACUCGAAAGGCGGGUGUCUAGCAGAUGCUAUUGGCAUGGGCAAGACCGCGACGAUGCUGGCGCUCGUGGCAGACGAGCCGCGAGACUAUGCGGUUGGCGCUAAUUUGCUGGUAGCGCCCUCGCAUUUACUCGCGCAGUGGAAACGUGAAGUGGACAAGUUUGUGAAGCGCGGGGAGACUGACGUUGUUCUAGGGCUGAAAAAGUACAUGGAGUUGGUGGAGAACCCGGCAGCACGUGGCGACAUUUCGAAUCGAAUGCUCGUGCUCGUGGGGGUCGAAGAAGCAGUCCAGUCGAAGGCUUAUUACUAUCGGCAUGGGAAAGUGUACCCAUUAGAAAGCAACGGUCGCGGAAAAGCACUAGUAGUGGCGCCCAGUUCGAUGCGGCAGUAUGAAGAGGCAGCCAAGUUUGUCCACAAAGCUUAUUGUGGGCCAUUGUGGGUGACGUUACUGCACAUGCCACUGAAAGCGUGGCGACGUGUGAUUUUCGAAGAAGUGCAAGACUUGGUGCUGCCUGGAAAAGACGCGAGAGACUGCUUCAUUCAACUCACGCAUAGGUGCUCGAACGUAUGGCUGAUCACUGCGACGCCGUUUCCCGGCAAAGCGGAGUCGAUGUAUGCAAACAAUCAGCUGCUCGGAUUCAAGCGACUGCGACUGCUGCCACAUGACCCUGCGUUUGACGAAAUUAAAAGGAAGCUGUAUCUUCGCAACUGCGCACAAGUGAAGCAGAAGGCAAUCACUGAUAAAAUCGAGGUGGACGAAACUUACAUUCCAGUAAAGCUGCAUCCCCGAGAGCUACUGUUGUACAAGAUUGAACGAGUCCUGGCCGCGAAACAGUCUGAAUACGACGUCUUUGCUCUUGGGGAUGUCGACAUGCAGCCUGCCAGUAUAGAGAAAGGUAAGACCAGUACAGUGAUGCUCGAACAGACAUCUGUCGACGCUACGGAUGUGCUGUCGAAGACACUGUGGGCAAAAGAGUACCAUCCUGCGCGACAAAGUUGUGUGCACGCCGGCAUCUCUGAUCGAGUACUAGAUAGGGAGCGUGGGGGUAAGCAAAGCAGCUUGACAACUAGCUUGGCGUCAACGUUGGUCAAAGUCAAGAGCCCUAGUGAGACAUUUCGCGACGAGAAGUAUCAUUUACACCGGCAAUUGGCUGUAGCAACCAAGCACAAAGAUGAAGUGAAUGUGAUGGAGGCUGCAACGUACAACACUGUAGCGAUUUGUCGUGCGAUUUUCUCCAACACGUACGCCAAUGUGGUGCAGUGCUUCGAAGAUAUGAAGGGGUCUGGUCUGAGCAAAUUCUUCAACGAAAGCGGGGAAACGACAGCCGGCUUCCGGAUGCUCUAUAAGCACUAUCAAUUCAAUGACGACAUCCCUGAGCCGACGGAGUUGCUCUUUUAUCACGAAAGUGAAAUUGAAGACUAUAUACUGAAACACUUCAACACGAUGGGCAAGGUGGAAAAACUAGCCAAGGUCAUGGAGUUCACGCUGGCCGAACGGUGUCCACGUGCCCGCGCUCUCGUUGAAGAACAGCUCAAGCAGAUCACCGAGUGCGUCGCGCUUAUUGAGUCGGAAAACGUUUGCACAGAUGACGCCGUCGAGAAAAUGCCAGUGUACGGCAGCAAAGUAUCGACACUGGUGCAGUAUUUGAGCCGCCUACCGACAAUAAAAGUCGUGGUCUUCACGAUGUGGGAUCGAGCGCUACGAGUUGUGGACAAGGCACUCCGUCUGGCUAAUAUCACAAGUGCUGUGUUUUUGCAGCACCAGUCGAGCGAGACGAAGUCCGCCCACGUUGCAUCAUUUCACAGUGGAGACAUCCAAGUACUCAUCUUGAACUCGAUCACAAGUGCGUCUGGAAUCAAUCUGCAGGUGGCGUCUCAUGUCAUUUUCCUGGACCCAGUCGGAUUUAGUCCCAUGCAAGCCAGUACGUUGGAGCAGCAGGCAAUUGGCCGUGUACUGCGGAUGGGUCAGACGAACGCUCUCGUGACCGUCAUCCGGCUCGUUUCUGAGGACACAAUGGAAGCUGCACUAUAUGAUGAUAUCCACGAAGCAACGGCGAAGGCCAUUGCAGCGGACAAAUCGUUUUUCGACGGAGAACGCGAAGACGCGUACGUGUGUGCCGACUUUGCAGCGCCAAUUCGACGAGUCGUGCGCAUGUCUACGCCAACCGAAGAUGGAGCCGAGGCAGUAGAGGAGGAGAUCCAGCUCGAAGGGUCUAUGUCGAUCGAGGAAGCCAUCACUUAUCGAAUAAAGCAGGCUGCAUCAGAAGGCGAAGUGUUUGAUCUCACAGAAGACGCACCGGUGGCACUGGAGCAGCAGCUCGCGGCCGCUCGAGACAGUGAUGGCAUGCCGCAACGAAAAAAGCGUCGCACCCGUGGAAGAGCAGGUACUUCGAGUGUCAUUGACGCAGUAAUUGUCCGAGAAGCUGUAGUUAAGAGUGAACUGCAGCACGCUGCAAGGUGA
This is a messenger RNA of Peronospora matthiolae, 2694 nucleotides long. The record is from the annotation of a GenBank genome assembly. NCBI's taxonomy places the organism in Eukaryota, Oomycota, Peronosporomycetes, Peronosporales, Peronosporaceae.